AUGGGUCGGCUGGUGGUGGUGUCUGGGCUGACACAGACUCUGGUGGUGGUGUCUGGGCUGACACAGACUCUGGUGGUGGUGUCUGGGCUGACACAGACUCUGGUGGUGGUGUCUGGGCUGACACAGACUCUGGUGGUGGUGUCUGGGCUGACACAGACUCUGGUGGUGGUGUCUGGGCUGACACAGACUCUGGUGGUGGUGUCUGGGCUUACACAGACUCUGGUGGUGGUGUCUGGGCUGACACAGACUCUGGUGGUGGUGUCUGGGCUGACACAGACUCUGGUGGUGGUGUCUGGGCUGACACAGACUCUGGUGGUGGUGUCUGGGCUGACACAGACUCUGGUGGUGGUGUCUGGGCUGACACAGACUCUGGUGGUGGUGUCUGGGCUGACACAGACUCUGGUGGUGGUGUCUGGGCUGACACAGACUCUGACUCUGGUGGUGGUGUCUGGGCUGACACAGACUCUGGUGGUGGUGUCUGGGCUGACACAGACUCUGGUGGUGGGGAGACUGUGGAUCCUGAGGCUGUGGAGUGACCAGAAAAACCUGGAGAAGGACCUCUCCACUUUUUUCCAGGAGGAGCUUAAGAAGUUCCUCAGGCUUCUGAGCACAGAUUACCCAGAAUGCUUAGAGCCUGUGGAGGAUGAGGAGCAGAGGAGCAGUAGUGAGGCGCUCCUGAAGAUCACACUGAACUUCCUGAGGAGGAUGGAUCAGAAGGAGCUGGCUGAGCGUCUGUGGAGCAGGGUUUCUUCUGGACGUUCUCAGCGUAAACUGAAGGUGGAUCUGCAGCAGAGGUUUGAGUGUGUGUUUGAGGGCAUCGCUAAAGCAGGAGCCCCCACCCUCCUGAAGCAGAUCUACACCGAGCUCUACAUCACAGAGGGAGGCUCUUCAGAGGUCAACCAGGAACAUGAGUGGUCAGCACUGGCCUUCAUCUUACUGUCAUCAGAAGAAGAUCUGGACCAGUUUGAGCUGAGCAGAUACUGUGCUUCAGAGGAGGCUCUCCUGAGGCUGCUGCCAGUGGUCAAGGCCUCCACCAAAGCUCUAAUCCGCUUCAUGCAUGGCCUGCGUCACCGCGCACGCAGGGAACACGUCUGGCUGCGAUGA
Knipowitschia caucasica is the source of this 1104-nucleotide messenger RNA. The record is from the annotation of a GenBank genome assembly. Lineage: Eukaryota; Metazoa; Chordata; Actinopteri; Gobiiformes; Gobiidae.